GCGUAACUAAGCGUCCGGCGCCCAUUAUGAAGGACGUCGGAGGAAGUCGCUCCCCAGGCUAGAAGUGCGGAGUGUCCCAUCCUGCGGAAAGUGGUUCCAGCUUCACUCCUCACUUCUAAGGGAGAAACCGGAGAACAGACGCAAUGUCCAGCUCGCAGUUUAACAAAGGACCCGCGUAUGGAUUUUCUGCGGAAGUCAAAAGCAAAAUUGCCCAGAAGUAUGAUCCUCAGAAAGAGGAGGAAUUGCGGAUUUGGAUCGAAGAUGUGACCGGACGCGCCAUUGGGGAUGACUUUCAGAAAGGGCUGAAGAACGGGGUCAUCCUGUGCGAGCUGAUCAAUAAGCUGCAGCCUGGUUCUGUGAAGAAGAUAAACCCAUCCUCUCAAAACUGGCACCAGCUGGAGAACCUGUCAAACUUCAUCAAAGCCAUCACGACGUAUGGGCUGAAGCCACAUGACAUCUUUGAAGCCAAUGACCUGUUUGAGAACGGCAACAUGACUCAGGUGCAGACAACGCUUCUGGCCCUGGCCGGCAUGGCUAAGACUAAAGGCCUUCAGACCUCUGUGGACAUCGGGGUCAAGUACGCAGAUAAGCAGGAGAGGGCCUUUGGUGAGGAGAAGAUGAAAGCUGGACAUUGUGUGAUUGGGCUUCAGAUGGGCACUAACAAGUGUGCCAGUCAGGCAGGCAUGAACGCCUAUGGCACAAGGCGGCACCUGUAUGACCCCAAGGCACACAUCCGAGCCCCCAUGGACAACUCCACCAUCGGUCUGCAGAUGGGCACCAACAAAGGAGCCAGCCAGGCUGGCAUGACUGCUCCUGGAACCAGACGUGCCAUUUAUGACCAAAAGCUGGGCACUGACAAAUGCGACAACAGCACCAUGUCACUGCAGAUGGGGUACACUCAGGGCGCCAACCAGAGUGGGCUGAACUUUGGUCUGGGCCGCCAAAUCUACGAUGCCAAGUACUGCCCCAAGGGUGAAAUGGAGGAUGAUCAGAAUGGGGUGAUGGCGGGGGGCUAUGCCCAGGAGUACCAGGAUGAGAGGUACCAAGAGGAAGGGCAGGACUACUAGAGCGAUCGUCAGGGUGAAGGAAGAAGCUGCUUAGAUUUAGGGUGACUGUGUACUUGUUUCUUUUAAAAAAAACCUGCUCCUUAUUUUGGACCAAUUUUUAAUGUGAACAUCUCUCGAAAUGCGUUAUAUUGUCACCUGGAUUUCUGGACACAUCAUGCAAAGGAUUGAAUAUAUUGGUUUUAGACUCUGAGCUAAAAACAUUGUCUUUUUUUUUUUUUUUUAAGUUUUCUUUGGCGUAUCAUAUGUUUUACUGCUAACAGUGUGUCUCCCCUUUUUAUCCGGUCGCACCAAAUACAGAAAGGCUUUGAGAAUCCAAACCAUUAUACAACCAAGUGCUGUUGAUGGUGCUCUGCCUUUGUGCCCAUUCUGCUGAACUGUGCUGUGACUCUGCCCGUGAGAUGGCAGGGUUACUGUAGCGAAUGACGAGUAUUCAGAGGCUUGGGAAGCUAUUUUAGACGUCUAUGUAAGGAUUAUUGGUGUAGUGUUGCGUCUUGUCGGAAGGUUUUUAUUUUAUAUGCUUCCUCUAUUAAAAUUUGAGUUGUUUUUGAUUGUAUGAUUGCAGACUUUAAUAUAAAGGGACCAAUUUGCCAUCUCAAUUCUGGACCAAUUUCUCCCUGAAAUGAAUAAUGACAUAAUGUCCAUUUUUAAAUAUUAGCUGUCAGACUCUAGGAAAUAUGAAGCUGUAUUAUCUAAUAUUUCAGUAUUUGUUUCAUGCCAUUAUUCUUUCUAUGAAUUGUGUACAAUUUCAUGUACAAAGCUUUCAACUUAUCAUUUGCUGAUAUAGCAGAACUGCAAUAAAUUAAGUUUAUACGA
Messenger RNA from Brienomyrus brachyistius, 1880 nucleotides. It is a transcript of the gene cnn2, whose product is annotated as calponin 2. Gene Ontology annotation, biological process: actomyosin structure organization. The transcript is spliced from 7 exons. The coding region runs from base 144 to 1067 and encodes 307 amino acids. Gene Ontology annotation, molecular function: actin binding. The record is from RefSeq and is a predicted model, not a curated record. Lineage: Eukaryota; Metazoa; Chordata; Actinopteri; Osteoglossiformes; Mormyridae.